CCGUGAGGGCGGCCCAGCUCGAGGGUGGAACGGCGCUCCCGUCGGGGCUGCCCAGCUCGAGGGUAAUGGCUCUCCCGUGGGGGCAACCCGGCGCGGGGCUGAGACGCUCACGUGAGGGUGACCCGGCUCGGGGCUGGAACGGUGCUCCGGUGGCUGAGACGGCGUUCUAGCGGCGGCGGCCUGAGUCCAGGGUUCGGCCGCGGGCCAGUGGACAACGUCGUCAACAGCUGCGUCCGCUGGACUGGAGGGCGGCAGCUUCGACCACCCCGGGCCAUGGUGGUUGAACCGGCCCGUUCGCGGAGCUCGGUGAGCCGCGGGACUGAUCUACCAUCGCCCGGUGGGGUAUCGCCUCAGCGCAGAGGGAGAAGAAGAGGGAAGAGACUGCAACCCUAAGAUUUUCGCCUCCAUCACAGUGAGGAAGUGCUUGGUGGACUCACUGUGGUGGAUGUUAAUUUGUGUUUACUGUCUGUUCUGUUGUCUAUUAUUGUAUUAUUGUAUGUAUGACUGCAGGCACAAAAUUUCGUUCAGACUGAAAGGUGAAUGACAAUAAAGGAAAUUCAAUUCAAUGAUGGGAGUGACAGGAUAAAAUGAGAUUUAGUGUAGGAUUAGUAUGAAUACAUGACGGUUUCUCUGAAGUGAAGGAAUCAGAGUAAAAACCCGAACGAGUUAUAUAAAAUUAUGAAAGGCAGAGAGAGGGUUGAUAGAUUCUUUCCAAUAAUUUGUACGUCAAAAAUUAAAAAGGUUUAAGGCGAGAAGAACGAGUUUUAAAGAGUAUAGACAGUAGUUGAUACCUGGAACUUGGUGCCAGAGGUGGUGGAAUCAGAUACAAUAACUACGUUUCAGAAAUAUUCAGAUAGACACUGUGGGCAAGUGGGUUUAGUGUUGGUGGGUAAAAAGGUGGCAUGGACGUGGUGGGCAGAAGGCCCGUUUCUGUGAUAUACAUCACGAUGACUCUUGGACACUGCGAGCCAAAUGAUCUGUUUCCAUGCCAUAUGAUUCUCUAAAACGUAAACUAAUUUCUCCCUCCUUCUUCUUCUUGUGCACAGCCUAGAGUUGUAGGACAACUUGUUCUAUUUGAUUGUGCACGCCAGGUUGAUUGCAUUCGUUGAAACAGGGCAGACCACGUGAAGGUUGCAAUCAUCCACCCCUAGUUUCUCCCCAUGGCUCAGACUCCAGAGUUCUAAGGAAAUAAACAUUAACAUUCAAUAUCCAGCUCUGCCCACAACAGUACUGUAUUUGUGCAAAAUCUUAAUGCCAACAUAAUUAGAUCAAUUUCUGUGACUUAAAAGUGGAUAGUUUUAAGUGGUGAAGAAUUCUUAUAUAUGGUAGAUAAUACCUCUUUAUUUGUAUACAAUUUCAGAAAAUUCACGAAGAACAAUAAGUUUGAACGUUCCAUUUUAAAUUAUGAUGGUGAGGAAUCUGGGCCUAGUCAAAGAAGGGGGCUAUUGCAGUAUACGGAGCGGAAUUUUAGCUACAAGCCACUUGCUGAUGGAUAUCAGAGCAUUCUCAGCGAACAAAAGAAAACUGCAAUUGAUGGAUAUCAUAAGAAAAUAAAAAAGAAUCAUAGAGUGACUUUUAUGAAAUGUCCACAACGCAAAAAACAUAAAAGAACCAAACAUCAUAGGAUCAAUGAGCACCUUCUUACUGAAGGCUGGAAGGGCAGAAGCAUUUCUUAUGAUGAUUUACCUAUUGCUCCCCCGCUCCCAGAAGGAUCAUUUUGGAACUAUUCACAAGGUGGGGAACAAUCUCUACCCAGGUACAAUUUUUCACCAGGUUCUGAUAAUUCAGGAUUGAUGGCUUCAAAAAGAGAUACAAUGAAGGAAUACACUGAACAGCUUGGCAGCUUGUAUCCAAGUAGACACCCAAGCCAAAGAUCAACACAAGGCGUUUCUGCAUAUACCUCUUCUCCCAUACAGAUUCAAAUCAAUCCUCCUCAUGACCAAUUACAAUCCAGCCAAGCUGAUAAUCGACACAAUAAACCCAAUUCAUCCAUUGGAUUGACAGCUGAUCGGACUGAUGGCUACGCACCUAGAUCCCUCUUAUCACCACACUGGCAUCCUGUUCGUGAUGUAAAUCUGGUCCCCACGUCACCAGCUCAUACAAUCUAUCCGGGUACUGAUGACAGUAGAUCAGGUGCAGCCAGAUCUCUCAUUCAAUCCCCAACCAUGCAAGUUGGCAGCAAUGAACAAGAUGUACAUAAUUACUCCAGCCGGUCAGUGAUCAAUUUUCCUGGAAAUAUGCCAGGUACGUUUAGAUCUCCAUUGCGAGCACAACCAUCUCGUAUUGAUGGCAAUGUAUCACACAUACCUGAGCAUUUCACUCAAUCGUUACCUCUUCAUGCUGCUGAAAAUACGCAAGACACAAGGCAACACAACUUGAGUGAUUGGCAAAACCCACCAAAAAUGUCCACAACUCAAACCAUCCAUAAACGACCCCCUUCCUUUAAAUCGACAGUGUCAGUGAAAUACAGAGCAGAUCAAUCCGAGAGAGAAGGAGAAAACGGUUUCAUUAAACAACAAAAGUCAGGUCCCCAUUCACCUGGAUCACGGCUCAAAGAAUCUGCUCAAUACCCUAAUAGUUAUAUUGAAUCAUUUACACAGGGCAGCAUUGAAAUGGGUUCAUUCACACAACCAUCAUCUUCACGUGUUCCUAGUAAUGUAAAAGGUACAUCAAGGCAUAUCCCCAGAUCAUCAGAUACCUCAAUGAAUGAUGAUAGACAAGCUCAGUUAUAUCCUAAUGUCCAAUCUAUAAAUCAAAAUUUCAAAAGACAAGAUAAUACUUUAUCUGGACAAAAUGAUACUCAACAACCAAAACCAACAGAAAUGCCAAUAACAAGGAUUGUCCAGGUCCCUCACAAGAGAUCCCACUCUUAUUCUGAUCCACCGUCAGUUAACCAGGGUGCAGACAUACAAUCCAGAGCUAGAUCAAGAUCCAUUAGCCCACAUAAAUCGCAUUAUUCCCAAGGAGCAAGGCAAAAUACAAAUUUUGUAUAUCCUUACGGUUACGAUGAAGCAUCAUCAUACCACAACAAUUUAUCAUAUGGCUAUGUUGCUGACAAUACACAUCAUCCAUCCAACUCUUCUGCCCAACCACUACGUACUGACAUAAGCAAUGCACAAAGUAUUGCUAAUUCUUCUUUCAAAGACAAACAAAAUGCUGAAGGUGCAUUUAAUUCAUUCACUGGAUCAGUGCACUAUGAUGCUGAUGAUAUGAUACGGGAUACAUUAGAACACUCAAGUUUUCUCCCACCACCUGCCUACAUUGAUAGUCGUGCACAAAACACGUCCACAGCUCUCAGACACUCUCAAAUUCUCCAAUCUAAUGAUAGUGUAAGACGUAAAUUGGAAUUCCCUAGCUAUUCGCCACUACCCCAUAUGGAAGCUAAUAUAAAGAGUCAGUCACCAAAUCACUUGCUAUCUACUGGCAUAAAUAAUGCUUCUAUUAAAUCAUUGUCCACAUCCAGUGACAUCAGAGAGAGACCAGCUCAUUCUGCUGGACAGCAAUUAUCCCCUCAAACCAAUAGUGAAGUUAAGGUACCUUAUUAUGCCACACAGUCCCCUGGUUUUCACGAAUACACACAAAAUACAUCAAAUUAUAACAUCAUAUCAGGUUUUCCCACUGUUAACGAUAACGCACAAUGUUUACACUCCAUGUCCAACGAAUCACUGACCACCGACGAUGAAGCCAAUGAACUCUACAUACCCUAUGUUCCCUUUCUGUCAUUGUCUACUAAUUUCAAAGACAAUCAAUCUGAAUUUGAUCAUACAAAUGACAAUAUACAACAUGCUGAACCAACCUCUUUCCAUUUUAGUCGUUUUGAAUGGAAUACAACUAGGUAUUUAUCUGAUCAUGGUGAAUCUGACAAACAAACUGCAUCCAACUCUUCCAGCAAUUUACUGCUCAAUGAUGUCGAUGAACCUCUUGUUUCUUCCAAUACACCAUUUAGCCCUGUUGUUCAUGAAUCAGUUAUAGACAAUUCACUUAUGCAAUCAGAGUCCACUCAUGAUGUAAAUAUGUUAAACAACUCCAACUUGUCCACCCAAUCACUGCCUUUAUAUGGUGAUGAUGAGGCACAAAAUGCAUCCCACCCUUCUAUCCAAUCUUAUCUUGCUGCUGAUGAACAAAGUAGAAGUGGACAGUUCAACAAUUCAUCAAUUUCCCAAUUUGAUGAGGCACGAAAUGCAUCCCACCCUUCUAUCAAAUCCUAUAUUGCUGCCGAUAAACAAAGUAGAAGUGAACAGUUCAACAAUUCAAUUUCCCAAUUUGACGAGGCCCAAAAUGCAUCCCACCCUUCAAUCCAAUCCUAUAAUGCUGCCAAUAAACAGAGAAGUGGACAGUUCAACCAUUCAUUAACUUCGCAAUUUGAUGAGGCACGGAAUGCAUCCCACCCUUCUAUCCAAUCCUAUAUUGCUGCCGAUAAACAAAGAAGUGGACAGUUCAACAAUUCAACUUCCCAAUUUAAUGAGGCACGAAAUGCCUCCCCCCACCCUUCUAUCCAAUCCUAUCUCGCUGCUGCUGAACAAAGUAGAAGUGGACAGUUCAGCAAUUCAUCAACUUCCCAAUUUGACGAGGCACAAAAUGCAUCCCACCCUUCUAUCCAAUCCUAUAUUGCUGCCAAUAAACAAAGAAGUGGACAGUUCAAUAAUUCAACAUCCCAAUUUAAUGAGGCACGAAAUGCAUCCCCCCACCCUUCUAUCCAAUCCUAUCUUGCUGCUGAUGAACAAAGUAGAAGUGGACAGUUCAACAAUUCAACUUCGCAAUUUGAUGAGGCACGAAAUGCAUCCCACCCUUCUAUCCAAUCCUAUAUUGCUGCUGAUAAACAAAGAAGUGGACAGUUCAACAAUUCAACUUCCCAAUUCAAUGAGGCACAAAAUGCAUCCCCCCACCCUUCUAUCCAAUCCUAUCUUGCUGCUGAACAAAGUAGAAGUGGACAGUUCAACAAUUCAGCAUCUCAAUUUGAUGAGGCACGAAAUGCAUCCCACCCUUCUAUCCAAUCCUAUAUUGCUGCCGAUGAACAAAGUAGAAGUGGACAGUUCAACAAUUCAACUUCCCAAUUUAAUGAGGCACAAAAUGCAUCCCCCCACCCUUCUACCCAUUCCUAUAUUGCUGCUGAUGAACAAAGUAGAAGCGGACAGUUCAACAAUUCAACUUCCCAAUUUGAUGAGGCACGAAAUGCAUCCCCCCACCCUUCUAUCCAAUCCUAUCUUGCUGCUGAACAAAGUAGAAGUGGACAGUUCAACAAUUCAACUUCCCAAUUUGAUGAGGCACGAAAUGCAUCCCACCCUUCUACCCAAUCCUAUCUUGCUGCUGAACAAAGUAGAAGUGGACAGUUCAACAAUUCAUCAACUUCCCAAUUUGAUAGAAAUAAACAAAGUACAUCUAAUAAGGGCCUCCAUUUGUUGGAUUCCAAUGGUACUGAUGAUCAAGGUAGUCAAUCUGAUUUUUCCCGUUAUCCAUUAUUUCCUUACAUGGAUGACAAUAUGGAAAGUAAAUUCAGGCCUCCCAUCACACCAUCCGGUGAGGUUAAUAUUGUUGCAUCAAAUGCAUCAGCUUCACAGGCACAAUUCACCGAUGCUGAGGAUACCGUGGAAGGAGUUUCUCAUGCCUUCUCCCAAUUAAGGUCCACUGAUGUUGCUGAAAGUAGACAAAUGACACCACAAACAUGUAAAUCACCCAUUUUAUCAAUGCAUUCAUAUUCUCCAUCCAAAUCAGAAAAACAUUCUAAUUCUUCCAUCCAUUCACAAUCUGCCCAGAUCAAGGAUAACAUGUUAGAUGAAUUCAAAUCUUCCACCGAAUCAUUAAAGACUUACACUGAUGAAAUUUCAACACCCAAAACACCAACACCAUUUGACCUUGUGCUAGAUAAUGCACACUCUCCAAGUUCUUCCACCAGAUUACCACUGGUUCCCACUCAUGAUAAUGGAAAAGCAAUACUGACGCCUCCUGGCCAUUCACAGUCCCCACAUGUUAGUAACUCUCCUCCUUCCACUCAGGUUUACACAGAUGACAAGCAUGUAAGAGAUCUUAGUUCGCCCACAUCACAGACCACCCAGAAUAGCAAUAUAAAAGGAAUCUCUCAUCCUUCAAAUCAAAUGUUUCACGAUAACCUUGGUAAUAGAGGGCGUAUAUUGCAUAAAGUCAGAUCUGGUGGUUCACCAAAUUCUCACAGUGCAAGUUCUACCCGCUCACAAUUAGGUUCUUCCAAAAAGAGUAAAUCGUCUUCCCCAGAAUCAUUAAUCAAUUUUAAAAAUUGUCAAGAGACGUUUACAGAUAUGCCCACACAGUCAAAAUACACAAACAGAAUUAACCAUAAACAAAAUUCUUCUUCUACUUCUUCCUGCUCCCAAUCAUCAACAUCCUCAGACCAUCAUAGUAUGCCAGUUAUAUCCAAAAUGUCUUCACAAUCACUGAACACUAACCCUGAUCGAGCAAGUGGAUCAAAUUCUUCGACUCCAUCCAUGUCCUCUCUAUUUGACAAUAACUUGCAGUUUUUCUCUUACGCUUAUGACCAGACAUUUGGCAGACAUGUGGAUGACAACAAUCAUGUAGUUGCAUCUUCCAGUCAAUUCAUCCAAGAAAAUUGUGAGCAAGGCGCUCAACCUGCUACCAAAUCACAACUCGAUCUUGUUCAUGCCACUGACAAUGACAACAGACAAGAUUUUUUAUACAAAUCUAGACUUUCUAAUCUAGCACCAACUGCUGAUGCUUCUUCCAGAACAGGACGGUCAUCUACUUCUUCUAUCCAUUCAAUAAGGUCUAACGCUGAAAAGAGAGAGAGAGUUGGGUCCAGUUCUUCCAUCCGCUUAAACCAUGUUUCUCCUAAUUAUAGUGAAAGGCUUGCAAGCAGUUAUGUUCCUUCAUUGUCUGAAACUGAAGAUGUUAAGGAAGUUUUAUCAGGUUUAUCCAAUUACUCACACUUUACCCCUCCCUUUGUAGCAGAUCAUCAACAAGCUUCUACUUCAUCCAAUCCUGUCAGUAAAAAUGUGCAAGGAGUCUUUCAUUCACGUCCCACCAUUAAUGAUAAACAGGUUUUCAGAACUCAUGGUCCGUCACCACAAUAUAUCAAUAUGAAUGUAAUAGACACUGAAUUAUUGCCACCCAAGGAUAAUGACGACCAAAUUUCAUUAUGUUACUCUUCUCAAUCAAGUUCAACUCAUAGCGACAUGUGUGCACAAGAUGAAUCACAUUAUCCUCCAUCGUUAUUUUAUGGGGAUGAUAAUUCACAAAGUCUUUCUCCUCCUCAACAAAUACUGUAUAACCAUACUGAGAACACAAAAGGAGAGAGAUCACCCAGCCGGUCCCGAACAAGUCCUGUUAGUAAUAAGCUACUAAAUGCCUCCUACUCACCCAUUCACUCCGAUGCUGCUCUUAGAAAUUUCCAUGGUGAUUAUGACACACAUAACCAGUUUAGUCCAGGAAGUAAUGAGUCAUAUAGCGGUUCCAAGUCACCGAAAAAAUCUAGUCAAGGUAGUAAUAGUCUACAAGGUGGUUCUGAAUCAUCUACUCAGGGCGAGUUUAAUUUUACCGAUAAUAAUCUACAAAAUUGUUCAGAGAGAUCUACCCAACCUUGGUUUUAUCUGGUUAGUAAUAACCAACCAGUUGAUUCUGCAUUAUCAGCUUCAUCCCACGGUACUCCAGGAAGUAACAGACCACAAGAUGUUUCAUUUUCCUUCACAAACUCUGUUCAUCAAUCUGUUAGCAAUAAGUCACAAACUCCUUGUUCAUCCACUCACUCUGAUGAUAGAUCUGAAAAAAAUUGUGCAUUCAGACCUGCCCAGUGUUCACAAUCUCCCCAUGCUUUUUAUCAAGUAAACCCUUCAUCAAGAAUUUCUGCUCAAUCAUUAAUAAGCCCGGUCAGUGAUAAUGCACUAGCUGAAUCCAAGGAUUUGGACAGGUCGUCUAAUUAUAUUGAAGAUCAACAAGAUGCAUCUAGUUUAUCUACUCAUGGUGCAAGAAAUGUACCAGGCUCAUCAAUGAGUAGUCAUAUUGACAAUAGUAAACAAAGCCCACCAUAUUUAUCCCAUCUUGAUAAAGGAGUGCAAUGUUCUUAUACCGAACCUAAAAGGACCCACUUUCAUAAUAGGCAAAAUAAAUAUAAAUCUUACAACCAGUCUCAAUCCAACUACACUGCUAAAAUGAUGCCUCAAACUGCACGUUCUUCAAAGUCAUCUUCUCGGUGCAAGUAUUCUGCAAAUGUGGUUUCUGAUUUUUUAUCACCUGUGCCUAGUUCUUCGGUAUUUCCUUCAUCCACUAGUCCAGAUGAUUCUUCUGACACUUGGAGUUUCUCCGACCAUUCAAUACCUACUGUGAGCUGCGAAUAUCAGUCGAAUGCAACAAGCUCCAUGAUUCGGACACUAUCUCCUAGGAGUGAUGAUGCUGCUUCUUCCUAUAUAUCCGGAUUCACACUUAGUACAUUAUAUGAUGAUUAUGACAAUGAUAACUUUUCAGCUCCUUCCUAACUGAGCCAUCUGAUCUGCACUAUCGAAGAGCACAUCAGCCUGAACCUCUAUCGAAUCUUUAGCUGAGGAUCUCCACCAGUUCACCAUAAUAGCAUCUUGCGUUGGUUUUUGCAAUAAUUUAAAAUGCCUGCAAUUUUUCAAAUAUACCCAUCAGAAAAUAUUCAUGUUAUAUGCAUUGUUUAUUGUAAGUUUUUGAAAUAAAUGUAGCUUUAUAAUUUAAUGAUGUCAGUUAUUUCGUUGUCGUGAAAAGUUAGUAAAAUGCUCCAACAUGUCCAUUCCAAGAACAAUGUUGACGAUUUUGGUCAGGAUGGAUUUGGUGCAGCAUAGAAACAAACAAGCAUCCAUAGCAUCGGCAGAUCAUUGUUUCAAAAGAUUAAAUUGAAAUGCAAUCUACAGCUCGCAUCUCUUAUUUGUGUUAAAAAAAGAAUUUGUGAACUUCCACUGUAAAUCGUUUUAGAAAAAACUGGAUUAUUACAAUUUCUUGGUGAGUUUUGCUUGCGUCAGGGUGUUUAGAAGCCGAUUGAAAAGUUAAACAGUGACAAAGAAAAUCUGAUGCUAAUAAAUUGCUAUCAAAACAGUUGACUGUUAGUCUGUUAUGACCCACAUGAUAUUAAUGAAAAUUGGAAUUUGGUCUAUCACACCAAAUGCUCACUUGGUUUCAACAUAGAAAAUAGGUGCAGGAGGAGGCCAUUCGGCCCUUCGAUCCAGCACCGCAAUUCAUUGGGAUCAUGGCUGAUCGUCCCCAAUCAAUAGCCCGUGCCUGGCUUCUCCCCAUAUCCCUUGAUUCCACUAGCCCCGAGAGCUCUAUCCAACUCUCUCUUAAACCCAUCCAGUGAUUUGGCCUCCACUGCCCUGUGACGGGGAAUUCAACUAAUUCACAACUCUCUGGGAGAAAAUGUUUUUUUCUCACCUCAGUCUUAAAUGGCCUCCCCUUUA
Molecule: messenger RNA, 9395 nt
Organism: Leucoraja erinaceus (little skate)
Lineage: Eukaryota; Metazoa; Chordata; Chondrichthyes; Rajiformes; Rajidae
Product: serine-rich adhesin for platelets-like
Exons: 2
Coding region: 1323-8459 (2378 amino acids)
Molecular function (GO): protein binding
Source: RefSeq, a predicted model, not a curated record